AUCAACCAUGGCCGAGCAACUUGCACAAGACAAGGGAAAGGGAAAGAAGCCGGCGAACGCGUCAAAACCACGCAAGAGAUUUGUUGGUUCCAAGUCAUCGGGGCCGACAAGGUCUGGUCCUCCUCCCGUCGUCGCGAACCAGAUCCCAGACGAUAUCCUGUCCGAUGUCCUCCUUAACCAGGCUAUCAGCCAGCUGCCUUCCAACUACUCGUUCGAGAUACACAAGACUAUCCAUCAUGUCCGCAAGAACAAUGCAAAUAUGGUUUCUCUUCAGAUGCCAGAGGGUCUGCAGAUGUUUGCAUGCACUAUAGCAGACAUCAUCGAGAGAUUCACUGACGCUCUGACCGUUAUCAUGGGCGACGUCACUUAUGGAGCAUGCUGUAUCGAUGAUUACACUGCUAAAGCGCUUGGCUGCGACAUGCUCAUACACUACGGGCAUAGUUGUCUUGUGCCAAUGGAUCAAACAUCGAUAAAGACGCUUUAUGUUUUCGUAGAGAUAUCUGUCGACUCCUCUCAUGUCGCCGAAACUAUCAGACUGAACUUCCCGGACGAUCGGCAAGUCUUCCGAGAAAAGAUUCUUGACCGGGAACCUUCAUCGGACGCUGGCACCGCGCGCCUGGAUCAUCUACGCGUCGAGGCUCCCGAAGUCAACGAGAAUGGUACAGCAGUAGACGACAGUGCUCAACCUUCCCUCUCGUCAGCAAGUCCCACCCGCUUAGCGCUCGUUUCAACGAUCCAGUUUGCCGCUGCUCUUCAGCGACUGCGUGAAGAUCUCUCAGCCGAAUGGACUGCACCCGAACCAGGACAAUCCUAUGUCGGCUUACUAGAGUCGGCACCCUCGACGUCCGCAGCGGAAAGCGCAGCCCGCCCAAAGCUCUGGCGCGGGAACUACGAUGUUUCCGUCCCCCGCUCCAAGCCACUCUCACCAGGAGAGAUCCUAGGAUGUACUGCGCCGCAACUCAACGGCGAUGCCGAUGCCAUAGUUUAUCUGGGAGAUGGCCGAUUCCAUCUAGAGGCAAUCAUGAUCGCGAACCCAGACGUCCCCGCGUUCCGGUACGACCCCUACUCAAAGAAGCUCACGCGAGAGCUAUAUGACCACCGCGAGAUGCGCACGAUCCGUGACGACGCGGUGCAGACUGCGCGCAAGAGCAUCGCCUCCCUGCCUGAAACGCAGACGCAGCAAAACGCGGGUCGAGAUCUGACAAACAGCACAGGAUCGGAUCCUAGCCAAGAUGGGCCUGUAUGGGGUGUCAUCUUGGGCACGUUGGGUAGACAAGGGAGUUUCGGACAGCUCCAGGCGAUCGCAAACCAGCUCGCAGCAUAUCGCGUCUCCAUUCCUUAUGUUCCUAUUCUCCUUUCGGAGCUCUCUCCCGCGAAGCUAUCCCUUUUCAAUCCCCAUAUCGCGACGUUUGUGCAGACUUCAUGCCCGCGUCUAUCGAUAGACUGGGGGUACGCGUUCGACAAGCCAUUGCUCAGCCCAUACGAGGCUGCGGUGGCAGUCGGCAAGGCUAAGGGAUGGAGUGUGAAGGCCGAGGAUCAGCAGCAGAGUGGGGAAGGGAGAUACCCAAUGGAUUUCUACGAGGCAGGGACGCCCUGGGCAGUGUCACGGCUCAGAGGCGAAUUUCCUUCAUAGCGAACAUCGUGAUGUUGUAACAUUAUAUGUAAUCCAUGCAGACCCAGUACACCCAAUCGC
Molecule: messenger RNA, 1693 nt
Organism: Coniophora puteana RWD-64-598 SS2
Lineage: Eukaryota; Fungi; Basidiomycota; Agaricomycetes; Boletales; Coniophoraceae
Product: Diphthamide synthesis
Exons: 4
Coding region: 8-1633 (541 amino acids)
Biological process (GO): protein histidyl modification to diphthamide
Molecular function (GO): 2-(3-amino-3-carboxypropyl)histidine synthase activity
Source: RefSeq, a predicted model, not a curated record